Messenger RNA from Theileria parva strain Muguga, 1419 nucleotides. RefSeq names its product ENTH domain protein (gene EPN2). Gene Ontology annotation, biological process: endocytosis. Gene Ontology annotation, cellular component: endosome; clathrin vesicle coat; plasma membrane. Gene Ontology annotation, molecular function: clathrin binding; phospholipid binding. The record is from RefSeq and is a predicted model, not a curated record. The coding region runs from base 1 to 1419 and encodes 472 amino acids. NCBI's taxonomy places the organism in Eukaryota, Apicomplexa, Aconoidasida, Piroplasmida, Theileriidae. The transcript has a single exon.
AUGAUUCGUAAUAAGUUGGAGGCGUUUGGUUCGAGUAACCAGCAGGUGCGUUUGAUGACAUCGGGUGAGUUGGACAAGUGUUUGAGGGAGGCGUUGUUUAGUGACUCUGUUGGGUGUUCCGAUUCGAUUUUGUAUGACAUUUCUCAGGCCACUUACCACGAGGUUUUCUUCCAGAAAAUCAUGAAAAGCACUUGGAAAUGCAUCUCGUCCUCUCCCCGUCGCGUUAAACGCAUUCAAAAGGCGUUAAACCUGUUGAAUUAUCUGAUAAUCAACGGGUCAGACCGGUGCAUCUACGACGUAAUGAAUAAUUUACACAUUCUGUCCUCUGUUGGGAAGUUAAAGUUUAGCCCCGCCAAUAGAGCAUUGGGACACUUAGUCUCCGAUAAAGCUGCACAAAUUGCUGCUUUAGUUCUGGAUAACAGAACACUCCAGGACAAACGCAGGUACUCCGCAUCCAUCAGGGACAGGUUCAUCUCACUCUCCUCAACCAACGGAAUCGUUGAAACUAAUGUACUACACAAACCCGUUUUCGUUCUCGAUAAAAAUCAUUCCGUUCCCCCCGUACCCGCUUUAUCCGGGGUACCCAAUCCACAUAGUUUACCCAAUCCACAUAGUGUACCAAGUAUUGGAAAUGUCCGUACUAUAGGAAAUAGUAUAGGAAAUAGUAUAGGAAAUGGUAUAGGAAGUGGAAAUAUUGGAAUAAGUAGUGCGUAUACGGUUGGGACUACGGGCGGUAAGGGGAUAUUGAGUAGGUUAUUUAGUAACAAGUUAAAGGUCACAAAGCCCAAUAUCGGACUCUACGGUAAUUCUCUACACUCUCAAAAUCAAUCUUUUCCGUCCCAUCACACUUCAUAUGGUGGUUACGGUAAUUCCUAUGGAGGAUAUGGUGGAUACGGGGGUUACGGUGGCAUGGAUGGAUUUAAUGCGUUUCCGGAGGUGAGUGUGGGAAAUGAUUACUACACCCACAGCUUCCACAAUAAUCGAAAGACAGACGAGAACUUUAACAAGCUUGAGACUAAGUCUGAUUCCACCUUCAAACGCUACUCCACCACAGAAAGUUCCUAUAGCGAUUCUGACAGUAGUUAUAGUACGAGUAGUUAUAGCAGUAAGAGUAGUACGAGCAGUAGUAGUGAGAGUAGUUAUAGCAGCAGCAGUAGCAGCAGUUCAUCCUCCAAACAUUAUAGAACUGUUGACAGAAGUUACAGAGUUGAUAGAACAUAUGAUAGAGGUUACAGAGAUUAUGAUAGAGAUUACAGAGAUUACAAUAGAGAUUACAGAGUUGAUAGGGGGUAUGAUAGAGGGUAUAGACCUGUUGACAGAGAUUACAGAGUUGACAGAGGAUACGGGGGAUAUGGAGGAGGAUACGGGGGAUAUGGAGGAGAAGGAAGGAGAUAUGGUCAUAAUCCAUUUAAUCAUUAA